Dovyalis caffra is the source of this 1389-nucleotide messenger RNA. NCBI's taxonomy places the organism in Eukaryota, Viridiplantae, Streptophyta, Magnoliopsida, Malpighiales, Salicaceae. The record is from the annotation of a GenBank genome assembly.
AUGGCUCUUGACAUAAAAAGCUUCGAAACCAUAAUUUCCUCUCGUUUCCUCUCCUUCACAAUCCCCAGCCCCACACUUGCCACUCACCUCCUCCGAGUCGCAGUCCUCGACUCACCAAUCCAACUCACUGACUCACCUCAAGUCGCAGCUCUCUUUGUCCCGCAAGCCCGUGAACCAGACUGGAUUUUCUCCACCGAGUCAGGUCACCUCCAGCUCCUCUUAUCCUCUCCUGGGAUCUCACGGCUCAUAUUGAUCGGCAACAAUCCAAUCGACGGCUCUGAUUCACCUCCAUUGACUUACCACAAAAGGGACGAUGACCAGUAUGUGAAAAGUCUUGAAAAUAGUUUAAAGCCUUUGUUUUUCGCUUUAUCUCCCAAAGUUUGUGUUAAAGAUGGGAUUUUUAAUGUGCCCAUUUUGGAUUAUGAAGAUAAUUUGAUUUGUAGUGUGGUUUUAGAGAGACGUGUUGGUGUUUUUGUCGGUGAAAUGCUUGUUGAGGAUGUUGAGAUUGAAAGUGAUAGUGAAUUGAGAGAUUUCAGGAGGAGAUUGAGGUUUAAAAGAAUGCCAAAUUUGGUACAGACAGAGAUUCGAAUUGUGCCCGAGAAGGGUUUUGGGUUAGAUUGUGUUAAGAUUGGUGGAGAAGUGAAGUUUACGCCUGAGACUAAGGUUCUGGUGCAUUCAUAUUUGAUUCCGAUGGCGGCUAGUCUUUCUUUGAUUGGUUCUUGUAUUGAGGAUCGGGUUCAAAAUGGAUUAAAGCCUAAAGCUUUGUGUUUAGGUGUUGGUGGUGGAGCUUUACUUGGUUUUCUGAAAACUCAGUUGGGGUUUGAAGUUUUUGGUGUGGAAAUGGAUGAGGAGGUUUUGAGGGUUGCGAGGCAGUAUUUUGGUUUGGAAGAUUGCGAAAUUCAGGUUUGUGUUGGGGAUGCUAUAGAAUAUGUAGAGAAGCUCGGGGGUAAAGAUAGGGUGCCGAAUUUGGUUUCAGGUGAAGUUAAUGUUGAUUGUUAUUUAGAUAAUGCGAAUGGUUUUGAUACUAAGUUUGAUGUCAUUAUGGUCGAUUUAGAUUCUUGUGAUGCUAGAAAUGGUAUCAUUGCUCCGCCAUCGGAAUUUGUCAAGAAGCACAUUCUUUUGGCUGCCCGGUCUAUUCUUAGUGAUUUCGGGAUUUUGGUCAUGAAUGUGAUUUCUGCAACUGGAUUGUUAUAUGAUACAUUGAUACAUGAGUUUCAGGAGAUUUUUCCUGAGUUGUACGAAAUCGAUGUUGGAAAUGGAGAGAAUUUUGUUCUUAUUGCUAAAGUCUCGCCUGUAUUAUCUCCUCUUAGCGAAUGUGAGAAUAGUUUUCUUCGGAACCUGAGGAUAGCGAUUUCAGGAAAAUACUUAGAUUCCAUAAGGAAAAUUUAA